AGAAAUGGCGUGGACAGUGCUUCUCCGUAACCUGGUGUUAGGAGUUUAUGGAUUCACCCUCAUCACAGGUCUCCCUGCCAACCUCCUGGCUUUUUACACCUUCUGCCAGAAGAUUCGGCAGAGGUCCACACCUAUGGAUGUCUUUCUACUGAGUUUAACUAUUUCAGACCUGCUUUUCCUCCUUUUUCUGCCAUUUCGUAUGAUAGAGGCGGCAAACAUGAAAUGGACGCUGCCAGACUUCUUCUGUCCGCUGUCAGGUUUUGUCUUCUUCUCCAUGAUCUACAACAGCACCCUUCAUCUGACGGCCAUCGCUGUCGAGCGCUACCUGGGUGUAGCAUUCCCCAUAAAAUACAAGUUAAAACGCCAUCCCAGAAAUGCAGCGAUAGCCAUAACUUUUUUCUGGUUGAUUUCCUUUGCACACUGCAGUAUGGUUUAUGUCAUGCAAUACCAUUAUUUAAACCCAAACAUCACCGCUACAUCCAAGAGGAACACGUGCUACGAGGAAUUCAAUAAAGAACAGCUGAGGAUCCUUCUGCCGUAUCGUCUGGAGCUUUUCAUUGUGCUCUUCUGUGCUCCACUUCUCGUCUGCUGCUUCUGCUACAUCAAGUUCAUCCACAUCCUCUACAAUCUACCCAACAUCAACACCAUGAAGCGAAGGAGAGCCAUCGGGAUGGCGGUGGGAACCCUUCUCGUCUUCAUUGCCUGUUUCAUGCCAUUCAGCCUAACACAUGUUGUGGGAUAUAUUGGAGGCUAUAGCACAGAAUGGAGACAGUAUGCUUUGCUUACCAACACGCUGAACGCGUGUCUCGAUCCUUUCAUAUUCUACUUUUCUUCUUCAGCAUUCAGAGAGAUUUUCAAGAGCAUCUUGCGAGAGCUGCUCAGGCGCAUGGCCAUGCUUUGCUGUCGCUCAGCUCUUUACUGCCCCCUAUUGAGAGGUGGGAUAGCAGGGGAGAGAGUUCAGCGAUCGGACAGUUCCCACUGAUGUCACAACAUAA
Molecule: messenger RNA, 995 nt
Organism: Paramisgurnus dabryanus
Lineage: Eukaryota; Metazoa; Chordata; Actinopteri; Cypriniformes; Cobitidae
Product: free fatty acid receptor 3-like
Biological process (GO): cellular response to fatty acid; G protein-coupled receptor signaling pathway
Cellular component (GO): plasma membrane
Molecular function (GO): G protein-coupled receptor activity
Source: RefSeq, a predicted model, not a curated record